CAAUGGCAACAUGGAAUUAAAAAAUACUAGUAAAUUUCGCGAAAAAGACAAAGGGGUUUGUAUGUGAAUCUGAUCAUCUAGAGUUGAGAAUGGAAGGAGGGAAACGAGGCACGAUUCUGGUCACCAACGACGACGGAAUCGAUGCUCCUGGCUUAAGGGCAUUGGUUCACUCCAUCGUCAACGCCAACCUUUUCAACGUUCUAGUGUGCGCUCCUGAUAGCGAGAAAUCAGCUGUUAGCCACAGCAUCACUUGGCUCCAUCCAGUAGCUGUUAAGCAAGUACAGAUCGAGGGAACCACCGCAUUUGCCGUUUCUGGGACUCCCGCUGAUUGUGCUUCUCUAGGGAUUUCCAAAGCUCUCUUUCCCACAGUACCUGAUCUGGUGGUCAGUGGCAUAAACAAGGGUAGCAACUGCGGUUAUCACAUGUCCCUUUGCAGUGUUUACUCUGGCACUGUAGCUGGAGCUCGAGAGGCCUUCUUCAAUGAUAUACCUUCUAUCUCCAUUUCAUAUGACUGGGUUAAAGGAAAGAGUAACCUACAUGACUUCACCCUUGCUGCUCAAGUAUGCAUACCUAUCAUAAGUGCUGUGCUGGUUGAAACAAAGCAUCCAAGUUACCCUAGAAAAUGUUUUUUGAAUAUAGACGUGCCAAACAAUGUUCCUAACCAUAAGGGUUACAAGCUAACUAAGCAGGGUAAAAGUAUCAUCAAGAUUGGAUGGAGGCAAGCCACAUCUGAGACAGAAGGACCAAAAAUGUCAUCUGAUAUGACCAAUACAGAUACAGAAACAUCAAAGAAUUUUGACUCAUCAUCUGUAUCACCAGAACAUCUUUUGUUUGCGAGAGAGGUAAAAGGUUCCGUACUUGAUGGAGAUGAUACGGACUACAGAUGUUUGCAGGAAGGAUAUAUUACUGUUACUCCUCUUGCUGGUCUUUCUCAUGCGGAGGUAGAUUGUCAGGCCUAUUUUAAGAAUUGGCUACAAAGUGUCCCUGAACUCCCCUCGUCAUCAUCUUUAUAAUACUUGUGUUAUCCAUUCCAAAUAGCUUUCACGCGUCAACCUCAACAAGGAAAACAGGAGAACAAACUACCAUUUCAACAACAGCUUACCAGUAAAAACCCUUAUUGAGGACUUAAUAAUUUGUUUUUCAAAGGCUAAUUUAUUCUUAGUGAGCCGGUCCCCGCCCUCCCACAGGUUUUGCAAGCAGGUAUUGAAGUAUUCAAGGAGGAAAAUGAAAUAUGGAUGUUUAAAUAAGCUCUUAAUGGAUGCUUCAUACGACAAAAAAAUAAAACAAAAAAUCGAAGAGAAUCAUCCUAUGUGUUGAUGCUACAAAUGUUAAAAACAAAUAAAAGGAAAAAGAGAAAAACAGUGUUUGGACAUCAUAAAUAGUUUAUGUAUGAACUUUACUAGCUCGUAUCGAUUCUGUUAUGUGCUUAGCCCUCAUUUUUUCAAUGGCUAAGAAGAAGAAUGUGAUUCCACUAGUACUGACCA
Glycine soja is the source of this 1484-nucleotide messenger RNA. Its product is annotated as 5'-nucleotidase SurE-like. The record is from RefSeq and is a predicted model, not a curated record. Bases 90 to 1013 code for a protein of 307 amino acids. Gene Ontology annotation, molecular function: nucleotidase activity. The transcript has 10 exons. Gene Ontology annotation, cellular component: cytosol. Lineage: Eukaryota; Viridiplantae; Streptophyta; Magnoliopsida; Fabales; Fabaceae.